This is a messenger RNA of Racocetra persica, 1362 nucleotides long. The record is from the annotation of a GenBank genome assembly. NCBI's taxonomy places the organism in Eukaryota, Fungi, Glomeromycota, Glomeromycetes, Diversisporales, Gigasporaceae.
AUGACACAAAACCAAUCCACAUCAAAUAAUAAAAUAGACUUUGAACGUCAAGCAACGUUAGUAUCAGAUGCGGCUGUAACCAUAAAAAAUAUAAAAAAUGUCGAUGAUCAGAUUGUUACAAGCAAUAGCUUGUCAUCGUCUAACGCUACUUUAUUACAUGGAAUUGAAUUAGAUUUGCUUGUUUUUGGUCUAGGAUGUGCCAUGUUUUUAGCCUCCUUAGAUGAAACAAUUGUUGCAACCUCUUUACCUAGAAUAGUUUCAGAUUUUAAUGGAUUGGAUCAAAUCGCAUGGGUUUCAAAUUCUUAUCUACUCACAGCGACUUCCUUUCAACCAAUCUAUGGAAAAUUAUCUGAUAUUUUUGGUCGUAAAGCAACAUUCUUAGUUGCAAUUAUCAUCUUUGAAUUAGGCAUUAUAGUUACAGAUAUUGUCAGCUCCAAAGAUCAGGGAAAAUACCAGGGCACUAUUGCUGCAUGCUAUGGUGUUGCUUCCCUUACAGGCCCUCUCUUGGGUGGUGCUUUGACUGAUCAUGUCAGUUGGAGAUGGUGUUUUUUCAUUAAUCUUCCUUUAGGUGCAAUAACGAUAAUCGCUGUGGUUAGGUUUCUUCAUUUAACAAAACCAUCUGGUUCAUUACUUGAUAAAAUUAAAAGAGUUGAUAUUAUCGGCACCAUUGUAAUGAUCUCAUCAACUGUUUGUAUCUUAUUACCUCUUUAUUGGGGCGGUAGCACUUAUCCUUGGAAUAGUCCCGUGAUUAUAAUACUUUUAUGUGUCGGCGCACUCGGUUACAUAAUAUUCGGUCUUGUUGAGAACUAUAUCGUUACUGAACCACUUGCUCCACCUACACAGUCUGGAGUAGAGCUCAUACCUUACAUUCUUGGUGUGGUAACUUUCUUAUUCCUGACCGGUCAACUAUUCUCUCUAACAGACAAAAUACAGUUUCAAUUAGUUACUCUAAUUUCUUCGGCAUUGACAAUAAUUGGUGCCGGGUUAGCCAUUACAUGGAGAGAAAAUACUGGAUAUGGUGAAUAUAUAGGAUGCAUGUUAAUUGGUGGUCUUGGAAUGGGUAUAGGUCUUCAAAGAAUAGUAAUUGGGGGUGUUUUUGGAAUUGCAAUGUCAGGAACAGCAUUUAAUAAUAGACUUUCUCAAGAAUUAAGUGCUUUAACUUUACCUCCAUCAUUUUCAACGCAAUCCGUAUAUUCUAUAAAAUCAUUGCCACCAGAUACACGGCUAUUGGUCAUUCACGCUUAUGUGUUAGCAUUUCAAUUCACCUUUACGCUUUUUACAAUAUAUUGUGCGUUAAUGUUUGUUACAGCGUUGUUUUUGGGAAAUAGUAAACCAAUACAUAAGGAUGGAGAAAAUGAUUCU